AGUGAGACUAAACCACCAACAGAGGACGCUGCGUUAUACCACUUGAACGAGGACUCAGUCACAGCAUCACUCAGGUAGUAAACCAGAUUGGAGGAGCAGAUAGGAGCGACCGUGGAGCUGUUGAGCUCGCACAUCCCUCUGCUCUUCCAGCUCACUCCCCGAACCUCCGCUCACAUAAUCAUGGUGGCUAAAACCAGGAAACAGACCGGGAAGAGUCCCGGUCAGACUCAGACCGAGCGCGACAGAAACCUUCAUCACGUUUCACCCCACAGCAAAAGUAACAUUAGGCGACCAGGCAGGGAGAGCAAGGCUUUCUCUCAUCCAAACGGGCUGUCAGUAAUCGGACACAAGCUCGGGCUAACUUCGUCUUCGGUCUGGAAGCUGGGUUUCACGGUCCUGCUUGCUGGGCUGACUGGAUAUCUGCACUGGUCUCAUCUGUCUCAGCUCUUUGAGAAUGACAGGCACUUUUCACAUCUGUCCAACCUGGAGAAGGAAAUGGCCUUCCGAACAGAAAUGGGUCUGUACUAUUCCUACUACAAGACCAUUAUUGAGGCUCCUUCGUUCCUGGAUGGACUCCACAAGAUCAUGAACGAUCGACUCACCGAGUAUCCUUUGGUUAUUAACACACUGAAGAGGUUCAAUCUCUACCCGGAGGUGGUCCUGGCCAGCUGGUACCGUAUGUACACAGGUGUUAUGGCCUACUUUGGGAUUCCCACAAAGAUGUGCUGGUCCAUUAACAGAGGAGAGGGACUCACUCCUGUGGAUAGCUGUGAAGGUCUGGGCGAUCCUGCAUACUUCUACGUAGCCUGUGUUUUCCUGCUGAAUGGAGCAAUGAUGAGCCUGUUCUUUAUUUAUGGUGCUUACCUCAGUGGAAGCUGCCUGGGUGGGAUUGUCACCACUUUGUGUUUUUUCUUUAAUCACGGUGAAAGCACUCGUGUGAUGUGGACUCCACCCCUGAGGGAGAGCUUUGCUUACCCCUUUUUAGUCCUGCAGAUGCUGCUUCUCACCUACAUCUUACGCACACGAAACCCAAGCAGGACAGCCAUGGUCGCUCUGGGCAUCUCCAAUUUAUGCUUCAUGCUGCCUUGGCAGUUCGCCCAGUUCGUGCUGCUCACUCAGGUGGCGUCUCUGUUUGCAUCCUACAUCCUGGGCUACCUCGUUGCUUCAAAGAUGCAGUCUAUUCUUGUCACCCAUAUGGUCACACUCGGGGUCUGCUUCAUCCUGAUGUUUGGGAACUCCAUGCUCCUCACGUCUUUUUACGCCUCUUCGCUCAUUUCCAUCUGGGUCAUCAUUGCUUUAAGGGACAGAUUCAUUCAGAUGUUCAGACCCGGUAUUGUCAUCUGGGUCAUGCAGGGCCUGGCUUGGGUUGGCUCCACAGUUCUGCUCAAAUUUCUGCUUUCCACUGUGUUUGGUGCCUCUGAUGAUGCCCACAUCAGUGGUCUGAUCAAGUCCAAAUUCACAAGUUACAAAGACUUCCACACUCUGAUGUACACCUGUGCUGCUGAAUUUGACUUCAUGGAGUUUGAGACGCCAGUACGUUACCUCAAAACAUUGCUGCUGCCCAUCAACUUGCUGGUGAUUGCGCUCAUUGCAGGCAGGACUGUGCAGGAUUUGUUUCGGACUCUGACACAAGAAACAAGAACGGAUGAUGUUGAUCAAGCUGCGGGGUCUGAUGUUGCAGCAAAAGGAGAGAUGGUGUACCACAGCUUACAGCUGAUAGCCUUUACCGUCCUCGCCAUCCUCAUCAUGCGCCUGAAGCUCUUCCUGACCCCGCACAUGUGCAUCAUGGCGUCACUGGUCUGCUCCCGACAGUUGUUUGGUUGGAUUGGUGAGAAGUUCAGGCACCAGGCUGUAGUUUUUGGAGUCAUGGCCAUGAUGGCCAUACAGGGAGUGGCCAACCUGCAGGCCCAGUGGGCGAUUAUUGGAGAGUUCAGCAACCUGCCGCAGGAAGAGCUUCUGGACUGGAUCCAGGAAAACACUCGUCCCGACGCUGUGUUUGCCGGAGCCAUGCCCACCAUGGCCAGCGUGAAGCUUUCCACUGGACGGCCUAUCGUCAACCACCCCCACUACGAAGAUGCUGGUCUCAGGGAGAGAACCAAGCUGGUUUAUUCCAUGUACAGUCGCAUGUCUGGAGAAACCGUUAAGCGAAACCUGAUGAAGCUGGGGGUGGACUUCUUCAUCCUGGAGGAUUCCUGGUGCACCAGGCGAACCAGGCCCGGGUGUAGCAUGCCAGAGAUCUGGGACAUAGAGAACCCUGACAACGUUGGUAAAAUUCCCUUCUGCACCCACAUGUCCAGGAACUCACGGCCCUACUUCAGCACCAUCUUUUCCAAUGAUAUCUACAAAGUUCUCAAGGUUCCUAAAGAUCUGAGAUAACAAUGUUGGACAGACAGGACCAAACCAAAUCAAUUUUAAACCAACUGUUUUCUGUUUCUUAUUUUUCUUCACAACUCAAACAGCUGUGGUCUCUCUUUGCUCGUAUUCCUACCACGGACACAAAAUGCCAUAACUCCGUCCUCUGUUGCUGCGGUAUUUGUGACUCACUGAUGGUAUUUGUUUUCUGCAUCUUUCUGAUCUGGAAUCAUCACUGUGUUCAUGUCAGGAUCCACGUGAAAGCCAAAAGGUGUCACUGUUUCUCAUUUAGCAUGUUGCGUUGGCUCCUGUAUGAUUAUUCCUUGUUUUAAAGGAUGCAUCCAUAUUUUUCUUCCUGCAUUUUUAAAUUUCAGUGUCGCUUCAGCCGUAAACGAUCUGUCAGUGAUGUCCACAUACUGUGAAGCAAUACCCUUUGCAAAUUUGACAAAGAAGCUGAUUUCCUCUAUCAUGUACAGUGAAAAGGUUUUUCUGUAGUACAGUAUUUUUAUAAUUUAUUUGUGUGAACAGUUUUAUGCAAUUUUAGGACGUCUGUGUUCGGAGGCUUUUUAAAUCUAAUACAUAUCAUACAGUGUUACUGAAAGAUUUGGACAACUUCACAUGAGAAAGAAGCCCUUGUUAAUUUUGUUGUAAUCGGGAAGCUUUUUUCUGGGAUGAAUAUAGUUAGGAAAUGUAUAUAUUUCUUCAAACAGCCGUGGUACAACUUUUUAUAUACUUGUUUUGUAAAAUACUGAUGUUAGGCCUUAAAAUGGUUCCGGUUGUGUUUCUUGAAUUAUUGUUUGUUGCCAAAGGAAGUCUUGUUAUUAAAAAGCUGCAUAUUCAGGGUCA
Messenger RNA from Girardinichthys multiradiatus, 3198 nucleotides. It is a transcript of the gene dpy19l1l, whose product is annotated as dpy-19-like 1, like (H. sapiens). Gene Ontology annotation, molecular function: mannosyltransferase activity. NCBI's taxonomy places the organism in Eukaryota, Metazoa, Chordata, Actinopteri, Cyprinodontiformes, Goodeidae. The record is from RefSeq and is a predicted model, not a curated record. The transcript has 22 exons. Gene Ontology annotation, cellular component: nuclear inner membrane. The coding region runs from base 181 to 2376 and encodes 731 amino acids.